AUGCCACAGAUAGCCAGUCAACAGCAAGUCGCAGCAACGUGCCUGUGCGGCGCGAUCUCGUAUGCUUUUCCCACGGAUCAGAGCUUGCCGAUGGAUAGCAGUCUGUGUCAUUGCUCCGAUUGCCGAUACGUGACCGGAGCAUUGUACUUGUCAUCGCCUCAGCUAUUUGAACCCCCACCUCAGAAUAUUUUGGACCAAGCCGUCCACUAUGAUAGCUCGGACACGCGUCGCAGAUGGUUCUGCGGGAAGUGCGGGUCGCACAUGUUUGUUCAGGAAAUUGGAGGCCAGGGAAGCAGAUGGUGGGUCAUGGGCGGCGUGCUGGAGCAGACAGGGUCUGGCUCUCGCACAAGGAACACCACCAGGGCUGCCCAUCACAUCUUCGUAACCGACACGGGAGACGGUGCUUUGGCAGCAAAAUUGAUCCGGUUAGGCAUACGGGAAGUUGAAUGCUGGGAGAAGCGUCCGUAUCACAGCAGACAAGUGACCGCCGCCGAGUUGCAGGAAAUGUCCCGGCGCGCCGAACGAAUGUCACGACCUGGGAGUGAAUCUUUAGAGGCCAGAUGUCACUGUGGCGGAGUCAAUAUCAGCAUCAUUCGCCCAAACUUCGAGUCAUUACAGUUGCAGCAGAGGUAUAUCCCGGAGGAGGAGAACAAGUAUGUGGCCGGUCUUUGUACCUGUCGCUCAUGCAGAUUGGCCACAGGUGUCUCUUUCCAGCCAUGGGCAUAUAUCCCACCGGCCAACAUCUUUCUCGCCGCCACGGGAACAAUGGUCAGGUUUGGUGCGGAGGGAAACCAGGAAGGCUCAAAUGGGAACGCCACUUUGAGACAUAUCUGGUCCAGCAAGGAUACCUGCAGGAGCUUUUGUGGCCGAUGUGGUGCAACCAUAUUCUAUUGGCACAAUAAGCGGCCGGAAGUCGUGGAUGUCUCGGUGGGCAUCCUGAGAAGUGAGGAUGGGGCGAUGGCAAAGAACUGGCUGUCUUGGAGGAAGGAAGGCCCUAGUUGGAAAGACGACUGUGUCGACGAAGAGUUGCUACAGGCCAUCUUCCCACCAUAG
Messenger RNA from Cladophialophora psammophila CBS 110553, 1053 nucleotides. RefSeq lists its product as uncharacterized. Lineage: Eukaryota; Fungi; Ascomycota; Eurotiomycetes; Chaetothyriales; Herpotrichiellaceae. The coding region runs from base 1 to 1053 and encodes 350 amino acids. The record is from RefSeq and is a predicted model, not a curated record. The transcript has a single exon. Gene Ontology annotation, molecular function: carbon-sulfur lyase activity.